UUCAAAGGAACCGAGUCAGGAGCCUUGGCCUGCAACUCAGAAACUGUGGUCCGAUGGAGCUACUUCCAAGAGAGUUCCAGAUCAAGCUCGCUGCUCUAGAAGUCGCCACUACGAGAGAAACAAGGACGCAAAAGCAAGCGACGUUUUACAUCGAUGGCAGCAAGAGUCAGAUGCUGCGAAUGGCACGGGACCUAACUGAGGCUGUCAAUGCGGGCGUCCUACAUCAAGAAGACCUCACGGCUAACCUCAUCGACGAAUACUUGUCCCUGGUCGAGUGCCCGGACGUUGACAUGUUGAUGCGGUGCGCUGGUGCUAAGUUCAGUGACUUCGCCGUCCCGCAGUGUAACUAUACCUACCUGAACAUGGUGCCCACGUUUUGGGAGGAACAAGGCUUUUGGGACUGGAUUUGGGCGUUUAUUGAGUACCAGCUGUAUUGGCCUGCCAUCAAGGGUGUGAAAAGGAGGCACAACGGAUAUGUGAUUACCAGCUCCUGCAGGCAAAACCUUCUCAAGUGAUUCGUCAGCGCAAGUUCCUAAUGCACAUGCAAGUCUUGAGGAUGCAAAGCAUAGGCGCAUUAACGAGGGGGCUUAGAAAUCCAGAGGUGCACAGCCGUAGCUGCACUACGACACUGGGCCCUGAAAAACGUGCAUGCAAAUGUGUGCUUGGGAAAAGCCUAGACGAACAAGAAUCAAGUUUUGUGCUGUAACGAGC
Messenger RNA from Rhipicephalus sanguineus (brown dog tick), 711 nucleotides. RefSeq lists its product as uncharacterized. Gene Ontology annotation, molecular function: ditrans,polycis-polyprenyl diphosphate synthase [(2E,6E)-farnesyl diphosphate specific] activity. The record is from RefSeq and is a predicted model, not a curated record. NCBI's taxonomy places the organism in Eukaryota, Metazoa, Arthropoda, Arachnida, Ixodida, Ixodidae. Gene Ontology annotation, cellular component: dehydrodolichyl diphosphate synthase complex; endoplasmic reticulum. Gene Ontology annotation, biological process: polyprenol biosynthetic process. Bases 54 to 515 code for a protein of 153 amino acids. The transcript has 4 exons.